Messenger RNA from Peromyscus leucopus (white-footed mouse), 473 nucleotides. RefSeq names its product beta-defensin 106A-like. NCBI's taxonomy places the organism in Eukaryota, Metazoa, Chordata, Mammalia, Rodentia, Cricetidae. Gene Ontology annotation, cellular component: extracellular region. The record is from RefSeq and is a predicted model, not a curated record. Gene Ontology annotation, biological process: innate immune response. Bases 187 to 429 code for a protein of 80 amino acids. The transcript is spliced from 2 exons.
AACAACCAACUGUAGGCUGAGGGACACCCACUGAGGCAGGUAGGCUCCAUGCAGCAGGGCAUGGGUUUACUCAUUCUGAUGAGCUUCACUGAUCAAGACUCUGUUCAGUCUGGAGAAAUGUAUAAAGGUGGGUGUUGCUGCCUUUUCCCACGGACAUUGUGCUGACCCCUCACAGACCUCCAGGUCAUGAAGACAGUCUUCUUUCUCUUUGCUCUUCUCUUCUUUCUGGGUCCAGCCAAGAAUGCAUUUUUCAGUGAGAAAUGCAGCAAGCUUAAUGGGAGAUGCACGAGUUACUGUCAAAAAAAUGAAGAACUUAUUGCUCUCUGUCAUAUGACUCUGAAGUGCUGUGCGAUGGUCCAGCCAUGUGGGAGAUCAAAGGCAAUGACUCAGCUGAAGAUGUGGCUGCAUAGAGAAUCAAAGAUGCCCUAGCUCUGUCUUUUGGCUGUGGCACCUGCAGGAAGCAGACACUUCAA